AUGUCGCCGGCACCCGCCGUCGCCCCCGCGGCCGCCGACCUGCCUAUCGAGGGGAAGACUGUAAAAGCCAUCACGCUGCUGUCGUUGAAGCGCACGCAUGACCUGUUCGUCUCCAACCACGGGCAGAAGGUCCCGGUGGACGAGGAUGCGCAGCGGGUCAAGAUUGCCUGCAAGGUGGGCAGCAAGGCAGCGUUUCCCGACGCACCCUGCUGGAGAGAUGAGGGACGAAUACAGCAUGUUGCAGGGCUUCAAGCCGCGAGAGGCGGCUGCAGCAGGUGCCCGUGGCGCAGCAGCCGAGGCCGCGGCUGGCAGGUCUGCAGCGGCGGCGGCGGCAGCAGACAGCAAGUCGCACACCGCAAAGCUCAUAGACUCCAUCCCGGCGCAAGCGUGAGUGCUACAGCUGUAUCUGCCCCGCGCGCCACCUCUUGUCCAUGGCCCAGGCCGGUGUGGCAUGCACCCUGGCGCAUGUACCGUGUCAUCGCGGGGCAUCUGGGCUGGGUGCGCUCCGUGGCCUUUGACCCCAGCAACGAGUGGUUCGCAACUGGCUCAGCUGAUCGCACCAUCAAGAUUUGGGAUACUGCCAGCGGCCAGCUGCGGCUCACGCUGACGGGCCACAUUGAGCAGGCACACCCUGCCGCACCACUGCACGACUUGCCAGCUCAUCAACACAUUUCAUACGCGCGGCACCCCUACAUGUUCUCCUGUGGCCUGGACAAGAUGGUGAAGUGCUGGGAUCUGGAGCAAAACAAGGUCAUUCGGAACUACCACGGCCACCUGUCGGGGGUGUACAGCCUGGCACAGCACCCCACAGUGGACAUCAUCAUGACUGGAGGCCGAGAUGCAGCAUGCCGCGUGUGGGACAUCCGCACCAAGGUGCAGGUGCACUGCCUGAGCGGGCACGAGGAUACCGUGUCAGCCAUUCUGGCAAUGCCGACAGAUCCGCAGGCAAGCGUUGUGGUCACGGGCAGCCAUGACAAGACAGUGCGGCUGUGGGACCUGCGCAUGGGCAAGACGCUUGCCACGCUGACGCAUCACAAGAAGGCAGUCAGGGCGCUGGCGGCAUCCCCCACAGAGCACACGUUCACCUCAGGCGCCGCGGAUAACAUCAAGAAAUUCAAGUUGCCGCAAGGCGACUUCCUGCACAACUUCUUGCAGCAGCAGAGGGCAAUCCUCAACUGUAUGGCAGUUAACCAGGAUGGAGUGCUUGCAAGCGGUGCCGACAAUGGCAGCCUGUGGUUCUGGGACUGGACAUCGGGCAAUAGCUUCCAGCAGCAGGAUACCAUCGUGCAACCGGGAUCGCUGGACAGUGAGGCGGGCAUUUAUGCAAUGUCUUUCGAUGUCACCGGGUCACGCUUGGUGACGUGUGAGGCUGAUAAAAGCAUUAAAAUGUGGCGUCCUGAUGAGAAUGCAACACCUGACAGCCAUCCCAUCGUGUUCAAGCCGCCCAAGGACAUCAAGCGCUUUUAG
This is a messenger RNA of Chlorella variabilis, 1467 nucleotides long. RefSeq lists its product as hypothetical. Gene Ontology annotation, cellular component: catalytic step 2 spliceosome; precatalytic spliceosome; Prp19 complex. The transcript has 14 exons. Gene Ontology annotation, molecular function: protein binding. Lineage: Eukaryota; Viridiplantae; Chlorophyta; Trebouxiophyceae; Chlorellales; Chlorellaceae. Gene Ontology annotation, biological process: mRNA splicing, via spliceosome. Bases 1 to 1467 code for a protein of 488 amino acids. The record is from RefSeq and is a predicted model, not a curated record.